UCCAGCAGCUGCAGGACUUUCCCUCAGUGAGGCUCUAAGUCUCUGAGCUGAUGAUGAAGAUGAGGCUGCUGCUCUUCCUCUGCGGGGUCCUGCGGGUCUCUGCUGAUGUUCUCCAUGAGGACAUUCGUAUCGUUGGCUGUUCAGACUCUGAUGGAGAGGAGAUGUAUGCUCUGGAUGGAGAAGAGAUCUGGGUCGCUGACUUCAAGCAGGGGAAAGGAGUGGAACCUCAGCCUCCUUUCAUUGAUCAUAUGAGCUAUGGAGAAGGAAUUUAUGGAUCAGCUGUGGCUCAACAACAGAUCUGCAGAGGAAACCUGAAGGCGGAUCUGCAUAACUACAAGAACCCUCCACUGCAGCGCGAUCCUCCAUCCACCCCCAUGAUCUACACCAGAGACGACGUGGAGCUGGGAGAGAAGAACAUCCUGGUCUGUCAUGUCUCUGGGUUCUAUCCUGCUCCUGUCAACGUCUCCUGGACCAAGAACGGCCAGAAGGUGACUGAAGGAACCAGCAUCAACGUUCCCUUCCCCAACAAGGACAGCACCUUCACCCAGAUCUCCAGACUGGACUUCAUCCCUCAGCUGGGAGACAUCUACAGCUGCUCUGUGGACCAUCCAGCUCUACAGAAACCACUCACCAGGAUCUGGGAUGUGGAGCUGAACAGUCCUCAGCCCAGUGUUGGACCAGAUGUCUUCUGUGGACUCGGUCUGACCAUCGGACUCCUGGGCGUGGCUGUUGGGACCUUCUUCCUGAUUAAAGGAAACGAGUGCAGCUGAUUGUUUUAAGAAAACUUAAGAAUCCUUGUUUCUUUGUUUUUUCUUUACUCCUCGAUUAAAAAUGAAACUCUGUUGAGAACAUUUGGA
Messenger RNA from Fundulus heteroclitus (mummichog), 857 nucleotides. RefSeq names its product mamu class II histocompatibility antigen, DR alpha chain-like. Gene Ontology annotation, biological process: positive regulation of T cell activation; immune response; peptide antigen assembly with MHC class II protein complex. NCBI's taxonomy places the organism in Eukaryota, Metazoa, Chordata, Actinopteri, Cyprinodontiformes, Fundulidae. The transcript has 4 exons. The record is from RefSeq and is a predicted model, not a curated record. Gene Ontology annotation, cellular component: MHC class II protein complex; membrane. The coding region runs from base 51 to 770 and encodes 239 amino acids. Gene Ontology annotation, molecular function: MHC class II protein complex binding.